CAUUCAUUCAAGUUAGGAUUUCUUUUGUGUUGUGUGUAAUGCCAUUCGUUCUCCGCCACGCCACAAAACGCCAACCAAUGUCGAAUACGAUUCUCGUUUCUCCAAAAUGGAAAUUGUUGACUGCUGAAUGUUUUCCGUCGCCGCUGUUCGUUGAAUAAUUUCUGUCCGUUUAUCCGUCGUCAUCAUUCGCCGUCGUUAUCAUCGUUGUCAUCUGGACCCAUUUGUGUUGCUUGUCUUUGGUUUAUCUUUCAAUAUCCAAUUGCGUUUCUUCAUUCGCCGCGAUUCGUUGUGUUAUUAAGCGCCGCGCUUUUGACAACAGAAACAAAAAAACAAUUUUUAUAUUUGGCUAUCGGUUUGUGUUUUUUAAGCUCAGAUUGAUUAUAAGUGAAGCUUAUGUUUACACUCAGCGUCACCCUUUGGAUGACCGCUCUGCUGAAUAACGGUGAAUUGAAUCGAGACGAAUGCCAUAUUUGUUAAUCCAACAACCAAUAAGCUCGAUACUGCACACAAUCAAAACAAAACAAAAAUAAAUAAAAAUAUAAAAAACCCAAUAAAAGCUUCGCAUUCUCUUUCAAAGUUAUUUUAAUCGUCUUUAAAGAAUAUUUUUUCUCAUAAAAAAAUCAAUACACAUGAAAAAAUAAACUUAAACUUAAAAUAGUUCCAGUGGUAAUGAAUUGUAGUUAGUGGAAAUUUAUUCUUUACUUUGUGUCCAAAACUACCAUCAUCAAAACUUAAUGUCAAACCUUAAACCAUUUGCAAGUAAUUAAUAUAUCCGACGAACUUUCAACCAAAAAGGAUACUCACAUACGGAAUUUGCCUAUUUGCGAACACCGUCGGAAUAACGGAUAAAUAACUCAAGUUUAGCUAAAACCUGUGCCAUGAAGGAAAAAAGUAAAAAUGCUGCCCGCACCCGGCGUGAAAAGGAAAAUGCUGAAUUUUUCGAAUUGGCCAAAUUACUACCAUUACCAAGUGCAAUUACAACACAAUUGGACAAAGCCUCCAUAAUACGCUUGACCACAUCCUAUUUGAAAAUGCGCCAAGUUUUUCCUGAAGGUUUGGGAGAAGCUUGGGGUUCUUCACCUGCCAUGCAACAAAGAGGUGCCACCAUUAAGGAAUUGGGCUCACAUCUCCUCCAGACCUUAGAUGGUUUCAUCUUUGUAGUAGCACCCGAUGGCAAAAUUAUGUACAUUUCGGAAACUGCCUCAGUUCAUUUGGGUUUAAGUCAGGUAGAAUUGACUGGUAAUUCUAUUUUUGAAUACAUUCACAAUUACGAUCAGGACGAAAUGAAUGCGAUACUGUCGUUACAGCCUCACAUGUAUCAGAAUCCGGAUGCAUUUAUAAAUUCUUUACACUUAACACAGACAAAUCCCGCCACAAUUGGCAGCCCCAAUGGCAGCACCACCUAUGGAGGAGGAGGUAUGGCUGAACGUGGUUGCCACACUAUAGAAAUUGAAAAACAGUUUUUCCUGCGCAUGAAAUGUGUUUUGGCCAAACGCAAUGCUGGCUUAACCUCCUCGGGUUAUAAGGUCAUCCAUUGUUCGGGUUAUCUGAAAGCACGCAUAUAUCCCGAUUAUGGUGAUGGUCAAGGUGGUUAUAUACAAAAUUUGGGUCUUGUUGCUGUUGGCCAUUCGUUACCCACCUCGGCUAUAACGGAAAUAAAACUUCAUCAGAAUAUGUUUAUGUUUAGAGCUCAUAUGGAUUUGAAAUUAAUAUUUCUAGAUGCUCGAGUAUCUCAACUUACUGGUUAUGAACCCCAGGAACUCAUUGAGAAGACCCUGUAUCAGUAUAUACAUGUACAGGAUGUACUGCCCAUGCGUGUUUCUCAUCAAAUACUUUUGUAUAAAGGACAAGUUACCACCAAAUAUUACCGUUUCCUAACAAAAGGUGGAGGUUGGGUUUGGGUGCAAUCCUAUGCCACACUGGUGCACAAUAGUCGUUCAUCACGUCAAGUUUGCAUUGUUAGUGUGAAUUAUGUUUUAAGUGAACAAGAGGCCAAAGACUUAGUACUAAAUGAAAUACAAACGGGAGUCAUUAAAAGCGAACCCAUUUCAACACCUGCACCUAUACCAACCCCUGCUUUACAUGCCGGUCAUGCGGCAGCCGUGGCUAAUGUGCCCCAUCCCGUGGCUGCCAUUAACAAUAGUAACAGCGGUAGUGGCAACAAUGGCAAUAAUAAAAAUGGCCUACUUAGACAUGCGCCCAGCUUGCCCAGCUUAACGCCAAAUGUUCUCAGUACAAGUCCCAAAAUGGAAACCUGCUUUGAGGCUACCGGAUCCAUGGGCCAACUGCCGACGGCAGUAACGCCCCUGCUAAGUACAAAUACCAAUUCAAGUUCAAGUAGUAGUAAUACCAUCAACAAUAACAAUAACACUAGCAAUAACAACAAUAAUGGUUACAUCAACCAACCACAUCAUCACAGUACACAUCCCGAAGGCGCCAUACAACUUGUUGAGCAGCAGCAACAUCAUGCACUCCAAGAUCAUCACCAUCAUCAUCACCACCACCAUCAUCAUAAUGAGCAACAUCACCAUUUACAAAUGCAACAGCAACAGCAUCAGCAACACAUACACGAGCUAAUGGAGACAGGUCAUGCGACGCCACAAGAUGGUGGCCUCAGCUACACUCAAUUGUAUCCAGUUAACGAGUCCAUAGUCAGCUCCAGCAGUUCAUUGGGUCAUCAUGAGUUAUUGCACCAAUAUCCCGAUACGACUUCCAAUACAACCGCCGCUGCCUCCAGUUUGUAUUACAGCAAUAAUAAUAAUAAUUAUUAUUAUGAUGCCACCGUUGACGUAUCGGCAGCAUCGCUCAUACGACCAUUUUCGGCCAACUCGAAUAGUUGUUCGAGCAGUUCCGAGAGUGAAAGACAGCUGUCCACGGGCAAUGCUUCCAUUGUAAAUGGAACCUCGCCCCAAACCACUUACAGUGAUCUCAGUCAUAGUUUUGAAUUGAACUAUUUUUCAGACAGCAGCUCACACAAUCAACACCAACAGCAGCAGCAACAACAGCAGCAGCAACAGCAUCACUUGCCACAUAGCAAUACAAUAACUGAGUUAACUUCACCCCACCAUCAUCAUCAGGGGGCCUUGCAUUUAACCCAAUUGGAUACAAUUGCAGCACAUCAACAACAAACGGGUCCAACGCAACAGCAACACCUUACACUCCCGCCCAUGGAAAUGCCACAACAACAGCAUGCGGCGCAGCAACAGUCUUCCCAGGUUGGCCAAACAAACCAGCACCAUCAUCACAUUGUGGCCAAUAGUUUCACAGAGAGUUUUAAAAAUGUCAAUGGGCCUCACUAUACGAGUGUGAUAGUGGAACCUCAACAUUAUAUCAGCAAUGAAUUUGUACAUUAACCUUUAAAGAUUUUGGAGCCUAAUACAAAAUCUUUUAAAGCCACCACCGUUACAAAGACACAAACACCCUGUGUUAUUGUUGCCAUCACCCUGUUUUGCAAUUUUUAGUUUUUUUGUAAAUAAAAUCAAAAAGUUCAGAGAGAGCGUUUAAAGAAAAGUGGCUGAGCCACAUAAUCUAUUUGUAUAUGCUAUUUUAUAUAGAUUUGGACUAUUUUUUUAUUUAUUAAAAACUUAUAAUCAAAUCUUUUUUUCUUACCAAAAUGUGGCAAUUUUUUUUUUUUAUUUUUACUAAGUUAUUUGUUAUAUGCUAAGUCUCAUAUUACUAACCCCUUUUUAUUUAUUAAAAUAUAAUUCUUUUCUUCAAACCACGAAUUGUUAAAUGCUACCAACCAAUUUAUUUAUAACACUAAAAAUUUAAGAAUCUAAAUUUACUAUUUUCUUGAAAAAGUAUUUUUUUAGUUUCCUUCUUUUAUACAUAUUUUUUCUUCUUUCCCCCACAAAAAGCCAUUAAAUAAUUGUUAAAAUA
Messenger RNA from Stomoxys calcitrans (stable fly), 3879 nucleotides. It is a transcript of the gene sim, whose product is annotated as protein single-minded. Bases 879 to 3353 code for a protein of 824 amino acids. The transcript has 9 exons. Gene Ontology annotation, cellular component: nucleus; cytoplasm; transcription regulator complex. Gene Ontology annotation, biological process: regulation of transcription by RNA polymerase II. Gene Ontology annotation, molecular function: protein dimerization activity; RNA polymerase II transcription regulatory region sequence-specific DNA binding; DNA-binding transcription factor activity, RNA polymerase II-specific. The record is from RefSeq and is a predicted model, not a curated record. NCBI's taxonomy places the organism in Eukaryota, Metazoa, Arthropoda, Insecta, Diptera, Muscidae.